AUGGAGACGGCUGUGUUGACACGAAGUGCUUUAUUACGGAGCAUAAUCUUAUCACUUGACAAACCUCUUGGCCCGUCGCAAACCGCCGCCAUCGCGCGGCAGCUCGUCGAUAAUGGCCUCUUGACAGCAGGCCCUGAUGGGACACAAGGCGGUAUCUGGGCGCCCGUGACAGAACUACAAGGGAAGUUCGUGGAGCAGCUGCUGAAGCACCUCACCAAAGGCGAGGCGGCCUUCCGUCCCGGUGCCGCCGUGCUGCUUGGCCUUGUGUGCUUCUACGUACCCGCCCGGGCCUUUCUGUCCUCGUACGGGGAGUGGUCCACUGCCCUGCUGGAGGUGGUCCGUCGUGAUUCGGGAGCGGCCUCUCGGGCGGGGGCCCUGAGGGGGUUAGGGGACCUAUUCGCCAGGGUUCGUCAGCUGCUGGAUGUCCCCGGCGUGCGGCGGGAUGCAUCCGGCAUCGGGGGCCGCACCCUCCAGGUGGCCACACCGCUGCUCACAGACAACGAUUGUCAAAUGUCAGCGCUGGCAGCCGUACACUCCGUACUGCAGGCGCUGCCCACCGUGGCGCGCAACCAUACAGCUUCCCUGGAGCGCAGCCUUACGAGCCUCAUGGCCGCGCCCACUGCGACACCUGUCGCUCGUUGCGGCGCUGCGGAGGCAUUGGCGCUGCUGCCGCGAGCGGCUGCUGACGACGCGGCCGCUUGGAGCACCCUCAUUCGCAAGGUGCUGCUGUCGCUGCACACCGCCCUGGAUCUGCUGUUGUACCACGGCGGUGGUCUGAGCGCCCUCGGCGGGGGCGGCGGCAGCGGCGUUGCAGCGCCGGACGGGGGCCUAGGCGAGCGCGCUAGGGAGCAGCUGGAGGCGGUGGGCCAGGGUGUGGCGGAUGCGGAGGGGCUGCUGGGGGCUGCGGGCUUUGUGAGUGGCGCCGGUGGCGGCUCGGCGGCGGCGGUGGUGACGCGGCCUGACGUGACGCUGACGAUACAGGUGACGGUGGCUCUGUUGCAGUGCCUGGUGCACCUGGUGGGCCGCGGAUCCACCUCCCCCGUGCCCGUACCCACACACGCCAUAGUACUGCUGGUCAUGAGGAUGUUGAAAGUGGAUGCAGCGGUGCUGCUGGCGCCCGGUCGUGCGGCUCCCUCCGCUUCCGCCCAGUCCACAGUGCUGGCCCUGCUCCCCGACCUGCACGUGAGCGGCUGGGAGCUGCUGAGCCUGACUGCCCGGGUGGUGAAGUCCACGCUGAUGCCGCUGACGGCGCUGGUGUGCAGACUGCUGGCAGAGCACCUGCGGAGGAUUAAGGCGGGCGGCGCGGGAGGCCUGGCCGUCACCAUGUCUGCCCCUGUACGGACUAGCUUGUACCGCACUACAACAGUUGUACUGCGCAUCGGCGGCUUCGCUGCGGGUCGGUACCUGGGGGCGGACGUGGUUGGUAUGCUCGUCACAGAGCUGUACGGCCUGAGCGCCAUGCAACAGCAAGAGCAGUCCAAGGGGUCUGCAGGAACCGGCGGCACCGCCACUGCCAGCAUCGGCGGUCGGGCCCCGGCGGCGGCUGCUGCGGCGGCGGCGGGCGUAUCAGUGGCAGCGGCCAAAAAGGCCAAGACAGCAGGCGAUCCUCUGGCGGGUUUCGACGCGGCGGCGGCGGCUGCGGCGGCGGCUGCGGUAGCGCCGGUGGCGUCGCCGUCAGACGUCGAAGCCCAGGUCGCCGCACUUGAGGUGGCGGAGGCGCUGCUGCAGGUGUACGGUCCCGCGCUGUCUACCGAUCUGCGCGGCCACCUAGACGCGCUGUCGUACCACAUGGUUGCCGUGCUUGGAGAGGCGGCGUACCGCAUCGCCAAGGAGCCAGGCACCGGCGCUGCUGCACGUGCUGCUGACGUGGCGACCCUGCGUGUCGCCGCCACCCGUACCCUGAUUGCCAGCCUGGCGGCGCCGUGGACCUCCCGCCACCCAUUUUUCAACGAGGGUUUGCAUCUGUUGUCCGCAGGGGCCAGCGGCACCGGAGGGGUGGCGCUGGCGGAGGUCUGCUCGGAGGGCCUACUCGCCUUGGAGGGGCUGCUGCGGCCGCGGAGCAGCCCAAAGUACACGGGCGCGGCGCGUGCCGGCGGCGUCAGCGGUUCCGCCGCCGGGGGCUCCACGGGUUCGGCGCAAGGCCUUCACUUACCCCGGCCGAGGCUGUGGAGCAUGCUGGACCCGGUGCAGCCGCAGCUGCCGCCAGCAGCGGCGGCGGCGGUUGAUGGUGCAGCAGCGGUGGCGGGCCAGAAAUCAACUGACGAGAACCAGGUCUUAGCAGUGCCACAGCCGGCAGCGGCGGCAGGGGAUGAAACCAUGGCGGCAACAACUGCAGGCGAAGCCCAUACGAUGGAUGUCUGUCCAGCUGACGGUGGCAAUGGCAAGGAUUGCCAAACUUCGAGUGUGGGGCCGAGCACGACACGGCCGCAAAUAGCCGCAAAAGAAGCUGCGACGGUGGCAGCAGCGGUGAAGGGCAAAAGCGCACACGGCAAGGCUAAACGCGAAAGGGGGAAAUGGCCGGAGCCUGGCACCGCUACAGAGCCCUCAGUUAAAGGGAUCGAAAAGCGGCAAAAGGGGGUGGACGUGAAAGCUGCCGCGAGUGCAUUGGAUGCCAUGGAGCUGGACGUUACGGAGCAGGCGGCAGCGGCGGCUGAGGGGGCAAAGAAGAUCGAACCGGCAGCCAAUCCAACUCCACCAUCUGCAGUGGUGGCAGCAGCUGGGCCCACCGCUAGGGCUGCGCCGACGGCACCGGUUGCACCUGCUGCUGCUGUCUUUGGUGACGAGACUGAGGACAGCGAGGGGUCCCUGCCGGAAAUCGACUCGGGGGAUGACAGCGGCGACAGCGAUGACGACUAG
Molecule: messenger RNA, 2856 nt
Organism: Volvox carteri f. nagariensis
Lineage: Eukaryota; Viridiplantae; Chlorophyta; Chlorophyceae; Chlamydomonadales; Volvocaceae
Exons: 7
Coding region: 1-2856 (951 amino acids)
Biological process (GO): rRNA processing
Cellular component (GO): nucleus
Source: RefSeq, a predicted model, not a curated record